This is a messenger RNA of Pyricularia grisea, 1164 nucleotides long. RefSeq lists its product as uncharacterized. Bases 231 to 1100 code for a protein of 289 amino acids. NCBI's taxonomy places the organism in Eukaryota, Fungi, Ascomycota, Sordariomycetes, Magnaporthales, Pyriculariaceae. The transcript has 2 exons. Gene Ontology annotation, molecular function: zinc ion binding; ferrous iron binding; oxidoreductase activity, acting on single donors with incorporation of molecular oxygen. The record is from RefSeq and is a predicted model, not a curated record.
AAAGAAAAGAGGCAAAGAAAAAGCAAGUCAACGAAAAAGAGAGAAGAAAAGGAAACUCGCCGUGUGCCUCAAAUCAGCAAGCACUGAUAUCCGCCAGCUUUUCCCUGGUGUCCUUUGUCGCUUUGCUUUCUGAUUUGUGUCCAGCAGUGUUCAGUGUUGCCAUCCAACUGCCACCCAGGCAAUCCACGCAAUUCCAAUCCAACUUGUAUCAAACAGACAACAACUCCAAAAUGGCCAACAACCUAACGCCCGUCUACUUCUUCAGCCAUGGAUCCACCAUGAUGCUUGGCGAGGAAUCUGAGUCGGCUGACUACUGGAAGAAGGCUGGUGAUGAUGCUUUAGCAAAGGGCAUCAAGGGAAUCGUCAUGAUGGGCGCUCACUGGGAUGCGCUCGGAGAUAGGCGCAUCGACGUCGCCACCAACCCAAACCCGGCGAAAUCACCAGUCGCCUACGUCCAUCCGAGCAAGUACGUCGACUACAAGCUCAACCCGGACCUGGUCGGCGCCGAAAAGGCCAUCUCUCUACUGAACGAGGCUGGCUUCGACGCGCGUGCCAACCCGACGUUUGAUUGGAUCCACGACACCUACCUGAUCCUGAUCCGGAUGUUCCCCAACGGCUGUCCGCCGACGACCCUGGUGUCCAUGAACGGCCGCUACGACCCGCACGAGCACCUCGCAGUCGGCGCGGCUCUCCGCCCGCUCCGUGCCCAGGGCUACCUCAUCAUCGGGUCCGGCGGUGCCGUCCACAACCUCUACAGGAACCACUGGAUGCCCAUGAUCCGCUUCAGCGACAACUUUGCCCAGGAGAGACCGCCGGAGCCGUGGGCGCUCGAGUUCCGUCAGGCCGUCGAGGACGUGCUCAGGAACAACAGCGGGCCCGCGCUGCGCCGCGCCGCCGCCCGCCUUAUGAAGCACCCACAGUUCAGGGAUGCACACGCCACCGACGAUCACUUCAUGCCCUUGCUCUUCGCGGCCGGUGCGGUGGGCGACGAGGAUGAUGAAGGGGCCAAUGGGAGGCUGAUGGCCGAGACCUGGGAGCUGACCAAUAUGUGCAAUAGUCAGUUCAUGUUUGGACAUUGGCCUGAGGCUAUCAAGGCGUAGGGGGAGGGUGUGAUUGUAAGGACGUUUGUACAAUUAUUUUGGGUAAUUUGGUUUUCAGUUCCCG